AAUAAUAAUCCUCUCUCUCUCUCUCUCUUUCUUUUUCUUUCUUUCUAAUGGUCUCCUCUUUUUAUUCCCUUGAAAAUCUCCACCCUUAACUUAACAGACUCUCUCUCUUUUAUCUCAAAGUCCCUAUCUCAUCUCUUUCUUGCGUUUAGGUUUAUCUCUUGGAAAAUUUGUAUGUAUAUAUUAGUAUAAGGAUUUCAGCGGAUUAAGAACAAGUAAUGACGGCUCCAAACAUGGCCGCAAUCACUGCAUCUUUAGAGCGGUCUCUUCAGAACUGUUCGCUAAAUCAUCAUCAAAGUAGGGGAGUUUUAGGGGCAGGAGAGAGGUCGUCGAGCUCGGACGAUGCAGAGGUAGAGGGAGCACCGACGGAGCAAAAUCAUAUGCCUAACUCUGACACCACCUUGGAGCUUAACUCCCAUAUCUCUCUCCCUUACCAUUGGGAGCAAUGCCUUGAUUUAAAGACAGGGGAGAUUUACUAUAUAAACUGGAGGAAUGGAAUGAAAGCAAAAGAAGAUCCAAGAGUAAAACAAGAAUACAACGGCGAUUUUUACUCAGAAGACGACAGCUCAUAUGACAGUGAAGAGUCAUCAUCAGAGUCGUCUCCUCCAUCUUCUUCAAGAGAGCAUUAUCGAGUGCAGCAGAAAGAAGACCAUGUCCUUGUUGUGGCUGGUUGCAAGAGCUGCCUUAUGUACUUCAUGGUCCCAAAACAGGUCGAAGAUUGUCCCAAAUGUAAUGGCCAACUUCUCCAUUUUGAUAGAUCUGAAAAUGGCUCUCCAUGAAAACCCUCCCUUCUUUUCUUUUUUCUUCUUCUUCUUUCUCUUUUUUCUCUCUCUAGUUUUAAAUUCAAACAACUCAUUUGUGUUCUUCAAAGAUUUUCUGAGUGUGGAAUGAUCAUGAAAUGCGUGCCGAAUGGGUUUUCAUAAUUUAAUUAGCUACUUAAUUAACUUUAUAUUUUCCUUUUCUUUUCUUUGCUGUUAAAUUUGUUUCUUGAUUUAUCAAGGACUCCAUUGAAAUGAGUCUUAGCUUAGAUAGAAAGAGAGAGAGAGAGGCAGUGGGUAAGGUCAUUGCAGAAGAAAGAACAAUAUUUUGGUCAUGAUUGGGACGUGUAGCUUUUCUUUCUUUUCUUUUCUUUUUUAUUCAGCUGUUACUGAUCAGAUAAUUCUUGCUCUUUCAGAAUACAUAAUAGCUUCUUCUUCUUCUUC
Messenger RNA from Jatropha curcas, 1199 nucleotides. RefSeq names its product ATP-dependent RNA helicase. The record is from RefSeq and is a predicted model, not a curated record. Gene Ontology annotation, molecular function: protein binding. NCBI's taxonomy places the organism in Eukaryota, Viridiplantae, Streptophyta, Magnoliopsida, Malpighiales, Euphorbiaceae.